GGAGGAGCAGCAGCAGGUAGCACGCCAAAGGCCGCCUACAGCCAGCUUCGGGAGAGCAUCGGGGCUGAGCCAUCAUGACAACCGCCUCUUGGAAAUGACCGACUUGAUUCGAUGGUUUCCCGAGUGAAGCCGGCCAUUUCAUUGUGUUCGGCGAAGUCCCAUUCAUUUUUGGAGCGUCGGGAGGUAGGCCGCGCCUGAGGGAGGCGGCCGCCGAGCUCGAUUAAUGCGGCUUCUGGACAGCCUCGACUGACCCCGGGGGAGGGGAGGGGAGGGGAGUGAAAGAGAAAUAAAAACACUCUUCUUGUCGGAGGGGAAAAAAAAAAUCACCGGUGGAUAUUUAUUUAUUUUCGCGGAAAAUUCGGCUCGAUUAAGCACACGCUGGAGAUGGUGGAUGUGGAUUUCAGUGGCUGCGGUGCAUCUGGAGAUGGCAGCAGCAGCAGCAGAAAGAUGCUGGAGCUGUCUGAGUCCGACUGCGCUGAGAUUGUUCCUCUGGAGCUCUACGAUUCAUCCAGGGCCAAGAUAGCCGCCAAUCUGGCGUGGAUCUUUUCCAAAGCCUAUGGAAUAGAUAAUAUCCCGGAGGAUUUAAGAGAUGCUUUCUACACUGACCAGUAUGACCAGGAACACAUUAAACCACCUGUCAUUAAGCUGCUGCUGUCGAGUGAACUCUAUUGUCGUGUCUGCAGCCUAAUUCUGAAAGGGGAUCAGGUGGCUGCAUUGCAGGGUCAUCAGCCUGUCAUUCAAGCAUUGUCUCGCAAAGGCAUUUAUGUCAUGGAAACUGAUGAUUUACCAGUUUCAGAAUCUGACCUCGUGCAGUCUCCAAUUAAAAUGAGUGCCCACAUGGCUUUGAUUGAUGCACUGAUGAUGGCUUAUACAGUAGAGAUGAUCAGCAUUGAAAAAGUAGUGGCCUCUGUGAAGCGUUUCUCUACAUUUAGUGCCUCAAAGGAAUUGCCGUAUGAUCUGGAAGAUGCCAUGGUGUUCUGGAUAAAUAAGGUGAACUUAAAGAUGAGAGAGAUUACCGAAAAGGAGUUUAAACUUAAACAGCAGAUUGUGGAAAGUCCAAGUCACCAAAAGGUUCGUUAUCGACGCGAUCACCCCUUGAACAAGCAGUUGCCAUUUUUCCCUUUAAUGGAAGAUUUAAUGAGGGAUGUGUGUGAUGGCUGUUCACUUCUGGCAGUCAUUCAUUACUACUGCCCAGAACUCAUGAAGUUAGAAGACAUUUGUUUGAAAGAAGUGACUUCAAUUGCAGACAGCUUGUAUAAUAUUCAACUUCUCAUAGAUUUUUCGCAUCAUUACCUGAACAAAAGUUUCUAUCUGUCACUAGAAGACAUGUUGUACAGUCCUUUAGUACUGAAGCCUAACGUUAUGGUUUUCAUUGCUGAAUUAUUCUGGUGGUUUGAAGUUGUGAAGCCUGACUUUGUGCAACCGCGGGAAGUUCAUGAAAUCAAAGAUGCUAAAACACUCCUACAACAGAAGAGCUCUCGCCCACCCCUUCCAAUUUCCAAUGCAACAAAGCGGAGCUUUAUGGUCAGCCCAGCCAAUGGUCCAGGUGAUUUGCCAACGUCUGUUUCACAGAGUAGCCCAGAAAUUGGAACCAGGUAUUGCCUGCAUCCUGAAGAAUUUGUUAAAGGAAGCCCUGCAUUCAGUCCAUCCCAUCCGCUAUUGCCUUUAAGACAGAGGCAGUACAAAUGUCCCCUAUCUAGUGAAGACAGCCCAGAUACUAGACAUCGUUCAAAUUCCCUAACUCGAGUUGAUGGGCAGCCAAGAGGUGCAGUGUUGGCCUGGCAAGAAAGGAAGCCAAGACCCUUGUCUCAGCCGACACCAUUUGCCCUUCAUUAUGCAACUGACAGUGACGUAGAUGCUGGCUCUGGAGAUAGCAUCAGCCUGGCCAGGUCCAUUAGCAAAGACAGUCUUGCAUCCAAUAUAGUCAAUGUAACCCCGAAGCAUCAGUCUCAGCUACUAUCUCCACCUGCAGAAAGCAAUGGGAAAAGCUUGCUAAAGAAUGUUGACAUGGAUGAUGAGGAUGAUGAGGAACUUAUUGCAAUAAUUAAGUCAGAUGGAGAGCUGCUUAACAAUUCUGAUCUUGAGUUACAAAGUGUUUCGUCAAAAGUCACAAGUCAAACCUUGCCAUCAAAGUCUCCCAAAAGACUGCAAAAUGACAUUGAAGUAGCAAACCAAUCUGGUGGAUUCUUUUUAGAACCUUUAAUGCCUGCAGUCUUAAAACCAGCCAAGGAAAAUCUCCUCAUUGUUAACAAGUAUGAAGAAUGUGGAGAGCGAAGAUGCAGACCUUCCUCAGCAAAGAGAAUGACAGAUGGGCAGUUGCCUUCGACACGCAAAAAAGCAGAAAAUGUCAAUAUGGAGUCAGAUAUUAGCAGGACUUUCACUCCUAUAACCAGCUCUGACUUUAUUGUAGUGUCUGACUCAGCCAGUGAAAAGACACGGCGACAUCUUGAAGAAUCCGGAGUUUCCUUAAGUAAUUUUAGGCCUUUAGCUAGUAGUAGUGCUGAAGUUGCAACUCCGGGGGAAUCUGGGGGCUUCUUCCUUCAUACUGGUGAUCUUGAAGAAGGGUUGGAUGGUUUGUCAAUAAAUAAUGAAACCACUGUGGGAAACAGUAAACCGCAUGACACAACAUGGAUUAUGAAUAUGCAAGAUUCUGAUUCAGAAGUGCUAGAUAUGGAAGAGGCUGACCAAGACCUAGUUACUGAUGAGGAGGUCCAACAAGUCAGGAGUGGGUACAGUGGAGAAGAGGAGUCUAGAAAAUUGCAUCAUGAUAUGAAGGUGAAGGAACAUGAGGAUAAGGAUGGUGCCAGUGGUCGUUCCAGUCCUUGUCUGAGUACAAUUUCACAAGCUAGCAGCACGUCCAUGACCAGUACCAGUAUUAGAAUGACCAACUUUGCUGAGCGUAAGUUACAAAGACUUAACAGUGCUGAGGCAAAAUCUAGUGCAAGUAGUUCUCAAAAGACCACUCCAGAUGGGUCAGAAUGUUGCCCUUUACCCAUGAUGACAUGGAGGCAGAAACGAGAACAGAGUCCCAAUAGACAGACCAAAGACAGUGCUCAGAUGCUGGCUUCCGAACUUGUGCAACUUCACAUGCAGCUUGAGGAGAAACGCAGAACAAUUGAAGCUCAGAAAAAGAAAAUGGAAGCACUCUCUGCCAGACAGCGGCUAAAAUUGGGCAAAGCUGCUUUCUUACAUAUUGUUAAAAAGGGGAAGAAUGAAGGGAUUCCUCAACCACUUAAGCCUGAAUACCUUGCAAAGGAAGCUGAGCUUCCAAGUAAUGAGGAAACUGUUGCUCUAAUAUGCCAGUCACCGAGAGCAGAUGAAGAUCUUGCGAACAAAGAAGCCAAAGAGGAUUACUUAAAACAGCUGGAAGAAGGAGGGGCGAAAGAUUUACGUGAGAAAAUCACAGAAAAUGAUAUCCAAGAAAGCAUUGCGGCAGUUAGGCAGCGAUGGUUAAAGGAAUCUUCACAGGCUGCUCAAGAUGUUGACAAGAACAAAGUGAAUUCUAAUGGUUUUGAGGAAGGCAUUGCAGAUGUUGAUAUGAAUGAAUAUAAUCGGUCUAUUGAGAAACUCAAUGAAACGCUGAGUAACCUUCAGUUCGAGAUGCACAAGCUUUCGCAGCAGCAAGAACUCUUGAUGAAGCUUAAGGACCAGGCACCAAUCACAACCCUACCAAAUGUUAAUCGCAAUCUGCAGGACCAAAAGUUCAGGCAAGCUGUACAGGUCGUGGAACCUCUAUCACCUACAGGGGGGAGUCUACCACAAGCUAUACGUAAACAGCCACGCAGCGCUCCAUUGAAAAGUCCUCGUUCAGCAAGGCCAACAGACUUAAAAGUGCCUCGGGAUUCUAAAAUGCAAGGCUCUUUUCGGAUUAUCACACCCACACACAAUGUUGAAACUCUACCCCAUCUACGACCGUCUCCAGGUAGUAAACCAUUAAAGUCUGAGAUUGAUGAUAAUGCUGUUGAUGGUAGUGUUAGCACAGGAACUUCUGUAGAGCAUACGUCUGAAAGGACAAAGGAUGCUGAUGGCCUAAAGGAAGGUGAUGAAGGUAACCAGCGGACAUUGGUGCUUUCAACAACCCAAAAAGACAGUUAUAAUUAUUUCUAUGAACAAAUCAACACUGAGGCAGUAAUUAGCACCCCCAAAAAAGCUGAAUAUCCAUCACUUAUCUCUUCAGAUAGAUCAGGAAAGGAGAAUAUUCCUAUUGAGGAACAAACCAAAAACAAGGCUAACCUCAUUGAAGUGGAUAUCUCUGAACUGAAAGCACCAGCAGAAGGCGAAACAUCUGAAAGUCAAGGCCUUUCCACCAGUCAGGUGAUCUGUGAAUCUGAUCAGAAGUCUGGAUUAGGCUUUUUCUUCAAGGAUGAUCAGAAAGCGGAAGAUGAGUUGGCAAAGAAACGGGCUGCAUUCCUUUUAAAACAGCAGCGCAAAGCAGAGGAAGCUCGCUUACGAAGACAGCAGCUGGAUGCUGAAAUAGAGCAGAAACGCGAUGAAGCAAGGCGCAAAGCUGAAGAAGACCGCAUUCGUAAAGAAGAGGAGAAAGCACGGAGAGAGUUGAUCAAACAGGAGUAUCUGCGGCGUAAACAACAACAAAUUCUUGAGGAACAAGGACUUGUUAAACCCAGGCCUAAAGUUAAGAAGCAGCGCCCAAAAUCAGUGCAUCGGGAGGAAUCUUCUAGCGAACCCCCAUCUCAAUAUCCUUCUACCCCUGAUAAUCUGAGCAGUGCUCAGUCUGGUUCCAGUCUCUCUCUCGCAUCAGCUACUACUACUGAGGCAGAAAGCGUGAACUCUGGUGGUGGAAGUGGUAGUGGUGGUUAUUCACAAAGGACAGAUUCUAUGGAAACAUUUUCGGUGUUGAGCAGAAAUCAGAGUCGAAACACAGAACGAGACUGGGAGAACACGUCCACAGCCUCAUCAAUUGCAUCAGUGGCUGAGUACACAGGUCCAAAACUAUUCAAGGAACCGAGCUCCAAGUCAAACAAAUCAAUCAUCCAUAAUGCUAUCUCUCACUGCUGCCUUGCAGGGAAAGUAAAUGAGACACAGAAAAACUCAAUACUUGAGGAGCUUGAGAAAUGCGAGGCUAACCAUUACAUCAUCUUGUUCCGUGAUGCGGGCUGCCAGUUCCGAGCACUUUAUGCUUAUUCCCCAGACUCUGAAGAGAUCCUGAAGUUAACUGGGACAGGGCCAAAAAACAUUAAUAAGAAGAUGAUCGACAAGCUUUACAAAUACAGCUCGGACAGAAAGCUGUUUAGCUUAAUACCUACAAAAACCAUGUCAGUCAGUGUGGACGCUAUCACAAUUCACAAUCACCUGUGGCAAGCCAAGCGGUCUGCAGUGCCAAAGAAGCAGUCAACUGGAAAAUGAAAUAAAUUUUUUGCUGAUUAAGUUUGAAGUUCUCAGAUGCCCUCCUCCUGCAAAGUAGUAGAUUGUAUUGAAAUUCACAACUUUUCUAUUUGAUUUGGUGGCAAUUCCAUUUUGGGAGAGUUCCAAUCCCGUCAGAUUCCGUUACAGAUGAGAGAAUGGAGACUUUUUUAUUUGUCUAUGAAAUAUGAUGUAUUCUUCAAAGGGUGGAGUGAAUUGAUGGGGCAUUUUUCUGAAAGAUGUUUGGUCUCUGGGUGCCAGGAUCUGGCAAUGCGUGACUGAACUCUGGCUUAACUUUCUUCACUGGUUACUCUGGCUUGUAGCAGUCUUUUCUUUGCAUGUGACAAGUUUCCUAACCAGUGGAUUCUUAAAAGUAUUUGUGGACAGUAGAUGUGAAAAUCCUCUUUGGCAUUAUCUUUCUUUUCCCCCCUAUUCCUCUGUGGAAUAGUGUCGUCAUGAAGAAUUAGUAAUGCAGCAGUUAAAUUUGGCUUGUGGUAUACUUGGAAUGAUGGGUUUUAUAACACUACAUUUACUACAGUAUUGAUCUGAAAUCAAAACAACCUUUUUCCUGUAUUGGCAAAGGUAAUUCUGGUCUGCCUUUGGCUUAACUGAGUACAGCAAUUGAAUCAAUUUAAUAACUGCCACGGAACUGUGAUUGCUGACUUCCCGCAAUUCCAGAUACUCCUUAAUUUUCUCCUUGUACUCUUUCCGUUAACAGUGAUGGAUUGUGAGCUGUGCAUUUUAAGAUAGCAUCAUGACUGAUUUUAACAGCAGCCAUUGUACUUUUGGCACAGCAAUCAUGCAGAAGUAUCUACGCAAACCACACAAGAUGGCAAGAUGAUGGUGGAUGCUGAGAAUUGAAAGUUUGAUUUAAUAAACAUGUAAAUUCGGCGCAUUUUAUAAGUACUGUCAUUUAGACAAAGCCUGUAUUCUGCAGUAAUGAUUGGGUGUUAAUUGUUCAGUAAGGAAGAUUGUUGUAGAAGUAGAGUAUUACCACAGAGCACAUUGCUGUAUGAAGGCACACUGAGAGAUCACAAUCAAAAUUUAAUGCUUUUUAAUUGCAUCAUGCAUUCUGAAAAUCUUCCAUUCUCUCUCUCAUUUUCCAAUACUGUAUGAGCAGCAUGCUCUUGUAAGGGUAUACAUUCUGUUAAACCUCAGACCUUAUUUUCAUUUGGGAUUGCAGUAUUUAAUAUAUUUCUUGCACAUUUAUUCUUUUGUGUGUCACCCUUGGCUAAUUUCUGCAUAAUGGACUUUCUCUCAGCAAGCAUUCAUGAAACACAGCUUUCUUUUCCUGUUCUGAAAUUUUUAACAUAACCUGUCAAAAGCUGCGUGUGUUCUGUUUAAAAUAAAAAAAAUUUCUAUUAAGUGGUAUAGUGGAAAAUAAUUUGACCGUUCUAUGUGUGGUCAUAGUGAUGAUCCUUAAAGCUGCAUCUUUUUCCCCAUUACUAUGCAGCGUUGUGCCAUCAAUCAAUGGUGAUCACCUAAACAAAAUAAAUGUAAAGCUGCUUACAGGGCACGAUUUUGGAUUUCUCCUGAGCAUGUUCAUUGAGUCAGAGUCCUAUUGACAUAAAGUUUCUGAAAUAGGAACUUAUUUUUAAAAAUCGAGGCUUUAUGGGUAAUCAUUAUAUUUAAUUGCUGCUGUCAAUAGACAAUUUCAUUUUUUAAACAUAUAAAGAAAAUAUACACUCCAAAGUUGAUUUGUUACAGAAAAGAUAGAGUUUGCAGUUGUAACGAAGUGCGGGUUAACCUUCAUUGAGACACUCUGACUUGAAAUGGGGUCAGCUCCAUCCUGAGAGUCAGCUAAGUUUCUCCAGCAGAGAAAGCAACUUGUGGUUUACUGAAAUUGUUCUUAUGCAAAUUUUACAUUUCCGCUAUUUUAUUUUUUGUUAUUGGUUUAUAGGAAGAAAGUUAUUGUUAACUGGUUUUAGCUUUGCUGUCUAUCUCUUACCACCCUUUUAAAAAUCUUUCUGGCUAUGCACAAGCAAGUUACAUAUGCUCACGCGCAGUUACUGAAUGUGAGAUGGAUUGUGUGCAUUUAAAAAUGUUCGAACAGAAUUGAUGGAAGUACCAUGGAGAAAUGUUAUAUGUAUAAAAAUAUAUAUCUGCAAGAAUUCUCAUUGGUCUGCCAGAAAUCUUAAUUUCUAAAAUGUGAAUGAAAUAGUGUCAAGUAAUCUUUUUUCCUUUUUAAAUCUGUGUUUAUGCAUUGCAUUUUUACAACCAAUUGCAAUGCAUCUGUUCAACCUGGUUCGUAAGGAAAUCAGCAAACAUUUGAUUUUGCUGAUGGUUUUUGGUGAGUGCGUGAUACAGAGGACUGAAAAUUGUGAUGAAUAAGUAUGGUGUAGCAAUACUUGAAAUAUUUAACUCUGAUUUAGUGGUUUCAUGAAGAGAAAAUGAUUAAAAACAUACAAGCUUUACGUUUCCUCUAAGUAGUUUUCUGUGUGGAGCCCCUUGUCUUAAUGUGGGUCAGCACUAAGCUAGUUGCAUGUUUGAUGUGUAUUAAAGGGAUUCAUAUCUGUAUAACAACACUAAAUAGUAACUAAAGUAUUUAUGCACAGUUUGAAUUCUCACUGCUUGUAUUUUAAUAGAUUUUAGCUAUCGAAGGUAUUUAAUGUGUACCUUGUUUUCCUAUUGCUUUUUGGUACCAGACAUGCAAAUUCACCCAAGAAACUUUGCUGUAGAAGUGUAUGAAAUUUCUCAUUACAGUAAGAGUUUCCAGUUUUUUGACAGUUUUAUAACAUUUAAUAAAAUGGAUGAAUAAUACUAUGGAGCAACUACUAUGUAGCUCAGUUAAAAUUCGCCUAUUUAUUACAUCCUGAAUUCUUUCAGCGAUGUAUACAGAUCUUUACAUUUAGUAGUUUUUUAAAAUUGAAAUGGGUGUAAAACAUUUGUUUUCACUUAUAGAAAAAUCUGGAUUCCUUCGUGUUGUAUGAAGUGAUUUUUGUUUCAGCAAGUGAAAUCCAUUGAAGGUAAAAUGCCUACCUGUAAAGGCACUGUUUUAAAAGUGGGAUGUAUUAAGUGAUGUGCAUUACUUUUUGUACAUUGUUUCUUACAUUGGCAUUGGAAUAUUUAGAAAUUGACACCCAUAAGAUGUUUGGUGAUAUAUUGGUUACAUGCCUCCUCACGAUUAGGAUGUGGAUUUAAAUCGGCUGAUAGAAUGCAAGUCUCUGCUGACCAGAGACCUCCCAAGUGAACUGAGUUGUGUUCAUACCCUUAAUAACACUGAAAAUGACUGGAUGAAACUUGUUAUUAAAUGCUUUGGUAUUAAAUAUUAGUCCAACAAGAUUUUAUUCCAAUUUUAGUUUUAUCUUGAAAGUUAAUUCAUCCUUUAUGUCAACUGUUUUCUCUUCUCUUCAGAAAGCUUACCAUCAAGAAAAUCCCAAUAGUAGAAAUAGAAAAUAUACUCUGCUUCAACCACACUAUCAUAAUUUAAGAUGGUGUUAAGUGGUGUUAUUUACAGUCAGGUCAACUAUUAUGAUGGAAUUGUAGAAAUCUAAUUACACACUGCUGUUUUCUUUAUAACAAUUUUAAUAGUUACGCUAGAUCCUUCAGAAAUAUCAGAAAUCUGAAAUUGGAACAGAAGAUAUUCAAAGUACUCAACAAGCUCACAAUGCUUGCAGAAACUAGGCUCAUUUGGUGUUUGAUUGCAGACCUUUGAACCCAUCUGUAUCAGUCUGAUGAAAGAAUCUGUGCGUGAAACAUUUUUGUUAAACAUCAAGUACAUUUAAAUUUUAUUUGAUAUAUAUUCAUUAACGUGUGCUGGUAAAUUGUCUAUUGUUGUUCAUGGCCAGGCAACAAAAAUAAGUUGCUUCCACAUAUGCAAUUUGGUGAGAAGGGGGAGAAUUUUUCUCAGUUGCACCUAGUGCCAGAAUCUACAUUGUUAGAGCUGAUUCUUCACCUGCAAAAUUUAAUUUCUAACCCUUUGCAGAAUCAGUUACAUGAUGCAGCACAAUUGUGAUCAGAAAUUGUGACAACUGUGUGCAUAUACAUUUAGAGUAAAUUGAAAUUUCUUUAUGCAUCCAGUUAACAUCCUGUGAUGAGCAAACCAAAACAUAGUUGUAUCUUGCUGCUGGCUUCUGUCAUUAACAGCAUUCCUUCCAGCAAACCACAUUGGAAAACUGAAAGAUGGUAAGUUUGUACAUGUUGCUGAAAGUGAAGACUUAAAUAUGCUGCAAACCUUCACGGAAUGAAGCCAACAUUGAACAGCUAUUAGUUCCCUGUAACGUUUUUGUACUGUCAUGUUUCCUAGUUCAGAUUUUCUGAUCAUUGUGAAUAGUAGCCCAUUUAUUUUAAAUGAGAUAAUGUAGAUCAGAAAGUCCAGGCUUGUUUUGCUUUGUGUUUAUUGGGUAACUGUUUCAUUUUGUUACAUUUAGAAGGUAAUCACAUGUCCAUUCAAAUAUUUUGUGCUUUUUGAUUCCCUCGUAAAGUCUGUACAUUCAUUCUGAAUGGUUUUUAAACUUAGUUAUUUAUUAAGCUAAAUGACACCACUGCUCCCUCAGCGAUAGAAAUAUUAAAAAUGCCUUUAGUAAGUUGCAUGAAGUUUUUAAAGCAACCAAGUUUUAUUUCAGUAGUCUUGUAACUUUUUUUGAAAAGCAAGACUGGUUUGAUAGAGGUACAAGGGAUUGGGAAAACUGGCCAGUUGUGACUUUUUUCAGGUAUUUUCUAUUUUCAAAUAUCUUGUUGAAAAUGUUGAUAAUGAAUUAUUUUGCAAAUUAAAAUAUAGCCUGUCAAAUCAUGAACAGAAAGUACAGAGUCUUUGUACAAAAAAGAUUCCACCCUGUGCUGGUCAGCCAAUGUUUUGUUGUUCUAAACGUAAUGUAGAAACAGUGGGCAUUAAAAGUUUCGACAUUAACAUGUAAUCAUACCUCUUCCAUACCCAAAUUACUGUUGUGAAAACUGUCCUCUAGAGCUAAAUGUGCAGGCAGCAUUGUAGAUCUUUAAUGUAGAGUGCUUUUGAGACAAUUGUUUAGUGUAAAGGAAGUGCAAUUAUCUUGAUCUUUUGAAAGAGAAAUAUUUUCAAAGUCAGCACUUUUUAAAAUGGACCAUACUUAAAACAAGCUGUUGCAGUCUGAUGUAAUUGCGCACUGAUUACAGUUUACAUUGUAGUGAACUACAAAUAUUAGGACAACCAGGUUGCACUGAUGCAUUUGGUGAAAUAAUCUCAAGGUGUUGACAAUGGAGUCUAGAGUUAAUAAAUGCAAGUUUGUCUUCCACUGCUUUUUAAAAAAUGUUUCUGUGUGUUUUUAAACCAGAGUGUGACAUGGAUUGAAAGUUUGCAAUAUGGUGCGGCCUUUUGUAAAUAAGCAUGUGGAUAACUGGUCUGUUGGAACUGUAAAUACCUAAGGAUGCUACCAAAUUAUUUUCUCAUGGUUUGAGUAUUGCUACACAGAUCAUAAUAAUGGCAUCAUUUUUUUCUUUUGUAAUAUUACCAUGCUUCCCAUCAUCACCUAAAUGUUCUGUCCACUUGUAUGUUUAACAUAUAAAACAUAUUUAUUUUAAAAAGUACUGAAAAGUUAAUAAAGAGCAGUGAACUGUA
Messenger RNA from Hemiscyllium ocellatum (epaulette shark), 10894 nucleotides. It is a transcript of the gene camsap1b, whose product is annotated as calmodulin regulated spectrin-associated protein 1b. Gene Ontology annotation, molecular function: calmodulin binding; microtubule minus-end binding; spectrin binding. Gene Ontology annotation, biological process: cytoplasmic microtubule organization; negative regulation of microtubule depolymerization; neuron projection development. Gene Ontology annotation, cellular component: microtubule minus-end. The transcript is spliced from 17 exons. The record is from RefSeq and is a predicted model, not a curated record. The coding region runs from base 385 to 5364 and encodes 1659 amino acids. Lineage: Eukaryota; Metazoa; Chordata; Chondrichthyes; Orectolobiformes; Hemiscylliidae.